AUCAUACGACUCGCUAAGAGCUAUCCGCAUCCGGUUAGCACACCGGCAACGCACGGACGGAACAGUUACCAGUCCAUCCAAAGCCGCCACCACCGCGGCCCGCGGGCACCACCUACCCGGACCCAGCUCUCCUCGGCCGCAUCCAAGCCUCGCCUCCGUCUCCGCCUCCGCCUCCGCUGCCCCCGUGCCCGUCUCCUCCCCUAAGCGGCCCGCCGGCGAGCGCCCAUGACGGAGGAACGCGCCCCCAAGGUCGCCGAAGAGCCCGCCGCGGCGGCCAGGCAGAGGCCCGAGAGGAAGAAGAGGAAGUGGGAUCAGCCCGCCGAGCACUUGGUCUCCGCGGCUGCUGCUGUGGCGGGCCUGCCCGUGAUGAACAUCGGGGCUCUUCCUGGCGUUGCACUUACAUUGCCCAGUGUAGGCCCUGCUCCUUAUGGUUUGCAGGCCCAGAUUGCACCGUCAGUGCUCCAGAAUGCCGCUGCCGCAGUUCAGAAAUUGAGUCAGGCAAAGCUACCAGAUGAAAUUAUUGCUCGAGAAAUCGUUAUAAACGAUGCCGAUCCAUCUGUGCGAUAUAAACUUACGAAACGGCAAACACAGGAAGAGAUUCAGAGAUGCACAAGCACUGUCAUCAUUACCAGAGGAAGAUAUCAUCCUCCAAACGGACAGCCUGAUGGUGAGAAGCCUCUCUAUCUACAUAUUUCUGCUGGAUCUCAGUUGAAAGAUACUGCUGAGCGCAUUAAGGCAGUUGAUUGCGCAGCUUCAAUGAUUGAGGAAAUAUUGAAACGAGGAACAAUCUCAGAAACUACAUCAGCUCCUUUCUCUUCUAGCAUCGGACAGGCAGUUCAUCCUUUUAGUGCCUCGAUAUUUUUGGGUUUUGAUGCAGAUCCAUCAUUAAACAUUGCAGCUCGAAUCCGUGGUCCAAAUGAUCAGUACAUAAAUCACAUCAUGAAUGAAACAGGUGUCACUGUUGCACUAAGAGGAAGAGAUUUAGGGAAUCUUGGCAGUUGUCAUGGCGAAGCUUCACAACCUCUACACCUAUACCUCACAAGUUUACAUUUGAAGAGCCUAGAAGCUGCAAAAGUUUUGGCAGAGAACCUCCUGGAUACUAUAGCAGCUGAAUUUGGUGCUUCCAGAAUUUCUUCUUCAAAAGUAUAUGGUGCCGUUCCACCUCCUCAGCAGUUGUUAGCUGGUGUCCACACCUCAGGGACAAGAUUGGAUGUACAUUCUACUUUAGGGCCUAAUGUGUUAACAGGGGCAUCACAUUCCUUUGCAUCUAGUGGAGUUACUGCUCCCACCGUUGCUCCUUCAGUGAUACUGCAAUCUGGGGCUCCAACUAAUUCUGGGGUUCCACCACCCAGUAACAUGACCUGUCCUGUUCCACCAGUAAAUGGUGGGGCAUGUUACAGUGGUUAUGGGGACAUUUAUCCCCAAGCAACUCCAUUGCAGCAAGUGGCAUUCACACUCAAGCAUGCUUCAUCGUCGACAUCUCAGGUUGUUCAAGCGACGCCCGCAUUAACAGGCACGGUGACAAAGGUGAACUCGGGCUCAGAUGUGGAGACAGAUAAACGUUCCCAAAGGAGGAAAUUCCAGGAAUUACCAGUUUCCAAGGGACCGACAGCAGAAAGUCAGAACUUACAACAGGGGUCCAAAUUUGUUAAGACAGGUUUAAAUAGUUUAGGUAGCAUUAGCAGUUCAUCAAUUGCUGCACCUCCAAAGAAUGUUCAGCCUGGAUCAAAUGGAGUGCUUCCACCAGACCAAGUGGAUAUGCCAUCACAUCUAUCCAAAAACAUGCCACCUCCACCGCCCAGGAGCAUGCCUCCGCCACCACCCAAGUUUCCUUCAAAUGAGAUAUUGUCCAGAAAUGAGAAAAAGGUUUUCGCUUCACAGGAGCCGAUGGCACCUCCAAGGUCCUUGGAUGCAAGAUCAAUCUCGCCACCAAAAUUUUGGUUGGCUCAAUUACCUCCAAAGGAGCCCAAGGAGGAAGAACCAAAAGGCACACUUGUGUCUGAUACUUUGCUGAAGCUUAUGGAUUAUGGAGAUGACGACGACGAUGAUUAAUGCAACUUACAGUAUACCUCGAGGCAAUCCAACCCCCAAGUUGAGGACAGAGACCAUUUUGGGCUUUGUGAAGAGUCUGUUAAUGUAGUCUAGUGUGAAAUUGGAAUGGCAGAUAAGGAUGUUCCCUGGCCUGGUGCAUCUUCUUAGUGCAAGAGGUCGUCGGACUUGUUAUUUAGUACUAUGUUAACAGGCCAACAGAUUUCCAUGUACCUUGUAUGAAUCUGAAGUUGUCAAAAUGAACUGUGGGUUGUUUUUUCUUACACAA
Phragmites australis (common reed) is the source of this 2317-nucleotide messenger RNA. RefSeq names its product protein RIK. Gene Ontology annotation, cellular component: nucleus. The transcript has 12 exons. Gene Ontology annotation, molecular function: RNA binding. Lineage: Eukaryota; Viridiplantae; Streptophyta; Magnoliopsida; Poales; Poaceae. The record is from RefSeq and is a predicted model, not a curated record. The coding region runs from base 226 to 2052 and encodes 608 amino acids.